Messenger RNA from Anopheles nili, 2040 nucleotides. Its product is annotated as EF-hand domain-containing protein 1-like. Lineage: Eukaryota; Metazoa; Arthropoda; Insecta; Diptera; Culicidae. Gene Ontology annotation, molecular function: alpha-tubulin binding. The record is from RefSeq and is a predicted model, not a curated record. Gene Ontology annotation, cellular component: mitotic spindle; axoneme. Gene Ontology annotation, biological process: cilium-dependent cell motility; mitotic spindle organization; mitotic cytokinesis. Bases 1 to 2040 code for a protein of 679 amino acids. The transcript is spliced from 3 exons.
AUGGAGGGCCUACCGAAUCUACCGGGAAAUGAUUUUGCAAACCGGCUGCGCCAAAAACAUCACAUACCGCAAAGCUUCAAGUACAUCAACGGCUAUCCGGUUCCUUUUCGGCCCGAGUUUGGCCUAGGUGGAGAGCGUCUCAACGAGGACUCCAUCCAGUUCUGUCCCGAACCUAGUGGCGGUGGAAACAGUACCGUGCUGUACGAUCCAAUCCUCACCUACGGCCGGGUGCGCCAUUUACCCGUCAAGCCUUACCGGCCCCACUUCGUGCUGUACGAUCAGAAAACCCUCAAAUUCAAUGCGUUUUUCCGGCAAUCUGUCCCGGAAUCGGCCUCCGAAACCUUCCGCAUACGGUACGUGAAUAUUUUGUACUUUCUGGAGGACGACACGCUUACGGUGCUGGAACCGACGAUUGAGAACUGCGGCUACCCGCAGGGCAGGUUAGUACGCCGAGGCAAGAAGCUUAAGGACGCCAACAAGGAGGAGUUUUACACCUGGAAGGAUCUAAACAUCGGCAUCGACAUUGAAAUGCAUGGCUACGUCUUUCACAUCACCGAUUGCGACGCCUAUACGAAGGAGUACCUCCUAAGCAAUGGCAUUGAGCUCAAUGAAGUCGAACUGCUGCCACCGGAUCCGGCGAUGAACGAACGCUCUAUCAGUCAGCGACAGUCGUUCCGGCACAAUAAGAUGUUCCCCGUGCCGGAUGAUAAACUGCGAAAGUACCUCGAAUACCAAGGGAAGGUACUGCACUUCGAUUGUGUGCUGGAUGAGCGAGACCGAGAAGGAGGCGAGCUGAUGACCUACAAACUUUUUUACUACCUCGAAGACGAUACCGUUUCGAUAAAGGAAUUAAAAGAGAACCAGGAGGGACGAGACUAUUUCCCGAUGUUGCUCCGUAAGCAGAAGCUACCGAAAAACUGGAAAGAAAAUCCUGUGACGCACCCGUCGAUAUUUUUAGAGAAAAGUGACGCCGAAGUGUCGGAAUACUACUCGCCAAAGGAUCUCGUCGUUGGCACGACCAUCUUCGUGUAUGGGCGUAAAUUCUUACUGCUCGAUUGUGACGGAUUCACGCGAUGCUACUACGAAAAGGCACUGAAGAUUCUCCAGCCAGACCGUGUUCGUCUUGACAGCGUGUCCAAGUAUACGCCUCGGUUGGAGCUUCCGAGCUAUCUGGGUCUCGGUACGCCCGAGGAUUCGCUGGCCUCCUACCAUAGUCUAGUGCCGAAGAGUCCGAAAAAGGACGUCAUCACAUAUCUGGUGAAUGUGAACAAAUGUCUGCGGUAUGGAUGCGUUCUGGAUACGGCACAUCCUGAGGACAAAAUUCGCCGUUUUGUACUGAGUCUGUCGCUUGCCGACGGAACGAUUGGCAUCAUGGAAUCGUCGAUUGAUAAUUCCGGUAUUCGGGGUGGACGCUUUUUAUCACCACGCAAGAUUUGGCUACCCGGUUGCAACCCAGACAUGCCAGAGUAUUACACGGCCAAAGAUUGCUAUAUCGGAGCCACUAUCAUGGUAUUUGCACACCGCUUCAAAAUUGUCAGCGCCGAUCUGUACGUGUACCGGUACAUGCAGGCACAUCCUGAAAUGUUCUCAACGCUUGCCAUCGAUAGCGUUCGUAGCUAUCUGUUAGCCGAAGGGCACCUUAAUGAAGACAUCCAGCAGGCUACCGAUGAGGAAUACCGGAAGCUCGAACUCACCGCAGCUGCCAAUGGCGAGCAGGAUGAGGUGCAAAAACGGUUGACGGGAUUUGAAAUAGACGAUCACAAAUCUCCAUCGCCAAUUAUUGGUGCAUCGCCAUGCCGUUCGCCGGUGGCACGUCAAAGUUUAGAACGUAUUACAAACGAAUCAAUCGAUCAUCCGUGCCCACAUCCGAUCAUACCCGACGAAGAGCUUCGGAAGGCAUACCACACAAAUGAGCCUGGUGAUCUUGCUAUUCAAUCUUAUCGGCUGCCAUCCGAUGGUCAAUCUCCCUCACCGAGUACAUCUCCCAAGCAUGGCACAAGAAAAGGACCAAAAACUGUUCACUUUCAAGACGAGUGUUAG